UGGAUCACAACCCCGGGCGGACCAACUGACAUAGAUGUGACACCAAGGUUGACCAGCUAAGCGACGCGAAGGGUUGAACAGCUAAGCAACGCCAAGGGUUGAACAGCUAAGCGACGCCAAGGGUUGAACAGCUAAACGACGCCAAGGGUUGGCCAGCUAAACGACGCCAAGGGUUGGCCAGCUAAACGACGCCAAGGGUUGGCCAGCUAAACGACGCCAAGGGUUGACAAUGAUGGAGCGAAUGAAGCAAUGGCUGGGGAUGUCACGCGAGUCCAGUCCGACGCGGUCCCCUCCAGCGUCUCCUGCCUCCCACAGACCUGUGAGUCAUGUGUCACGACCCUCGAAUACCUCCCCCAGUAAACCAAGAUCUAUCGACCAAUCAGAAAUCAAGAAGGCAGAAAUGGCGACAUCGUCUUCACUUCCGGCGCCUGUGCGACGUCGGUCAAGGUCAAAGUCACCGAGUAAACAUGGACGUCAGAGGCAGACGAGCAGUGGAAAUCGGACUCUUGGACUGAUAAAGACGUCAGACGACGAAACUUUCUUGCCGCGAGAACAUCAGAAUCCCCAGGUACAGGAAUCCGAUGGAAAUUUCUUUGAGAGCUUUACAGCUCUAGCCUGGAGGCAGGAAAAUAAACGCCUUCGACUAGCAAGUGAGGAUGAGAAAGAGGCAGAAAAACCACCACCUUCGGAAAACAAGUUUGGUGCUAAGCCUAAGCAUCAUCAACUCACCCGGAAAGAGUUUGAGCUGCUUUACAUCGAGGUUCUAUACACCAUCAAGCACAAGAUCGGCACCACCACCAGUUGUCACUCCCCAUUCAUCCAGGACCUCUAUCAGUAUGCCCAGGAGGCAUUCGGGGUGCGGCCAGAAGACCAUGCUCGACUCCUGGCCAAGGCCACCGAGGAGAAGCCUCCAAUUGUCAUCCUCAACAUGACUGUGAUUGAAGCUAACGGACUGUUGGCCAAAGAUGCAGACGGUUUCAGUGACCCGUACUGCAUGCUGGGCAUCCAGCCAGGUCAACCCUCUGAGGGAGAUUCAACUGCCUUGUUUUCAUCGGAUGAGGAGUCAGGGACAAAGACGAAGGAAAAGGAGCGACGUGGACUCCGCAAGUUCUCAACCAGCCUCCGCAAGAAGAAGGACAAAGAGCUUGUGAAGGACCUGGUACCUGCCAAGUACAUCCAGACCACCGCUGUCAUACCCAACACUCUCAACCCUGUGUGGAAUGAAAAGUUUAGAUUUGACUUGGAUUGUGUCCACACCGAUCGGUUCCACCUGGACAUCUGGGAUCAUGAUGAAGAGUUUUCUGUCAUCGAUGCUGCCAAGAGGUUGAAUGAGGUGUCAGGCUUCAAGGGUCUCGGUCGUUUCUUCAAACAGAUUGCUCAGUCAGCCCGCACCAAGAAUGACAGCAGUAUUGAUGAUUUCCUGGGCUGUGUGGAUAUUGGACUUGAUAACAUUCCAUCAGUUGGGCUGGACCAGUGGUACCAACUGCAAGGUAGAUCUUCCAAGUCCAAUAUACAGGGGGAGAUCCACUUGAAGCUGAAGCUGGCUACACGUGAAGAUCGGGGUAUCCCUGAGGAUGACAACUGGACAGACGUCAAACAACAUGAAGAUCUUAUGUGUAUAUUUAUUGAACAUGAAGUCAGAAAAUUUAAUGACCCUUCCUUCAAGUGGUCGGGAGACUUGCCCCAGGCAGCUCUCACUAUCCUCCAUCAGCAUGCCAUACAGGGGGACGUCACAGAGGUGCAGCAGGCCGUCUGUCGCUGGAUGGCCCACAGCCGCCAGCAUGCCAAAUACCCACUCUCCUACAACCUGCUCCUGGCUCACCUGACCAACCUUGACAAGGUGUGGAAGCCCGCCACUCUCUCCAGGGAUGAGGAAGAGAGCCUUGCUGAGUCCUUCAACCUGUUCAUAGAAUACUGCUUGACUCUACUUUGCCGACUACGUGAGACCUUCCCACCGUCAAAUAGGAUGGCUUUCUCGAGGCUAGAGGGUAUGUUCAGGUGUCUGGCAAACAUCUACAACAUGAAGGUGUUCAAGAAGUGCUGCCCAUUCCAGAAGGAGCUGCACUCAGAGAUCACAGCUGUCAUCAAGCGUGGGAAUCUUGACUGGUAUGAGAGAAUCUACAGCAGCUGCAGAUCCCUGACCAAGCGUGAGGAGGACAGCCUACAGAGCCUUAUAGAACUGACAAACCACCUGAAUGCAGACAUCUACCGGGGCAGCCAGUACUACAACAGCAUCUUCGAGAGUCUUGUAAGCGUGAACUACUUUUCAUUCACCUAUCGACAGCUGGAGAAGAUGCUGGCCACGGACAUAAGCAAGGGGCUGGAAGAGGAGCUUGGGGAAGAAGUCAAUCAAGAUAUCUCAGUUAUCCUGAAGAAGAUGGACUGUGACCGAGAACUAGACAGCUCUGGCCCCCCACCACCAACCAUGGGCACAACCUUGUUUGAGCUCUACCUUGCCUUGCAGGAGUUUGCCAGAUACUCGAACAACUUGCAACAUGGAGAGCUGAGGAGUCUGGCUAUCUCCCAGUACUAUGAGUGGUUUGGCUUCGCUGUCAGCAAGUGGCUGUGCAUUGCAAGACACAAGGCACUCAAGAGGAUCCGUAAAGCUGUGGAACUUGAUAAGGUAGCCCAGGUGGAUGCCGUUGUCAAGUACAGCACGUCAGCAGUGGAUGUAUGCUGCUGCUUUGCCCAGAUCACCGAGUUCUGGAAGCAGUUGUCCUGGCCAGAUCUGGUGGGAGCCUACCAGUUUGUACACCGACUAGUCGAGACUCAGGAGGGGCAUGCUUGCAUAUUAUCAUUGUGCUCUGUAUUGCAGCUGUGCAUCACCAUCAACAACAUUGAGCAGGUGCGAAGGUCUCUGUGUGUGCUGCCAGAGUCAUUGGAGUUCAAUGCAAUACAGCGCGCCCUGGAGGCUGCCAACGGAGACGGAGUGGAACCACUGGAUGCUCAUUCACUGAGGAAGAAGCUGUGUCAGGCCGACUCUGCCAUGAUCAGGAAGAUCACACAAGUAGUGGAUAGAGUGGCUGACAAGAUGCGUCCUGACAUCAAGAAGGAUGUGUUCCACCUGAACUGGGCUCCAGAUUCUCUCCCUGCUGAUGAUGCGGUGGGUGACCUACUUGAGUAUUUGGACAGCAAUCUGCUCACUCUCAACAACAACCUUCUCAAGACCAACUUUGACCGUAUCUUAGAAUCAAUCUGGAUUGAAGUAUUGGAAGAAUUCAAGGACGUUCUUGACAAUGAGGAGGUGAUGCCACCCAUCUUCUACCAACGCAUGUUUGAUGCCCUUGGUCUUCUGGUUGACUUCUUCCAUGCUAAAGGGAAAGGGUUAAACAUGGAGGACAUCCUCUCAGCACAGUUUCAGGAGUUGCGAGACCUGUUGACUUUUCACAAGAUGGACACCAUGUCUCUGAUUGAGACAUUCUACAUGCAGAUGGCAGAGAUCCAGAAGCAGCAAGAGAGUACAGAGUUUGGUAUCCUCAACUUCCGUGCUGUGUACAGAUAUGACUCCCACACACUGUAUGUCGAAG
Messenger RNA from Haliotis rubra (blacklip abalone), 3527 nucleotides. Its product is annotated as BAI1-associated protein 3-like. The record is from RefSeq and is a predicted model, not a curated record. NCBI's taxonomy places the organism in Eukaryota, Metazoa, Mollusca, Gastropoda, Lepetellida, Haliotidae.